GUCUAUCAACCCCUGCCGGAUCGACUAGUUGGUGCUGGACCCGCAUGAAAUCCCAACCGCAGGAACCAUAACCGAAGCCACCCUUGGCCUUGCAUUUGCCAUUCCUUGAACGACACGACACAACACACCCAUUCCUGGACACCUGCCAGCUGCCUUGUCUUGCUUGUCCCGAGCCAUCUUCCUCGCUCGUAGCCGCACCGCAGCUCUACUCGAUACAGCUUUCUGCGAUUGCCUGCCCUGUCCCCCCUUCCGGCGCAAACCAGUAUGCCAGGGGGCGUCCUAUAGGCUCGAUCAACCCUCGAUCCAUCCCGCGAUCUCAUCUCUGAUAUCUUCCGUCUCCCUCUUGUCUGCCUCGCCUGCAACGAACCGACCAUGUAUGCGCCUGCUUAUGGAUAUGGCCCGGGAAACAGCAACAGUCCUUCGCCCUUCAACCCCAAUGGCGCCCCUCCAGUGCCGCCCCAUCACCCCCACCAACAGCAACACCAGCAGCAACACCAGCAGCAACAGUUGGGCCAACCUCAGCACAUGAUGUAUAACCCACAGCAGUAUGGCGCUGGUCCUGGGCAAGGACAUCCUCAGUCGCAAUUCCCUGGCGCUCCGGGGCCGAGCAUGGGUGGGAACCCGGGUGCAAUGGGGAUGAUGCAGAAUAACGGUAUGGCGCAGAUGGCUGGUGGACACGUGCCUCCAUAUCAGACUCCAUACUCGAGCUCCCCAUACGGGGGUAAUGUACCUACAUCAACCACCGCCAACCUUCCGCCGAACUUCAUGCCCCCGACAUCUGGAGCACCUUCGUUCCCAAUGAACUCGAUGAACAUGAAUCCUCAGCACCAGGCCCAGCGAAUGCAACCCCCUCCUCCUUCAUCGACACCCACACAGCCUGGUCCAAGAGCGUCACCGUUUGCGGGUGGGCCUCAUAAUACCCCUCCGAACGCUGGUCCACAAUCACAGUUCUCACCUCCUCAGCAAGCAAGCCAGGCACAUCUGCAAACACCAAACAGCAACCAGCAGCAGCAAGCUCCAAGCGGUACUAUCCUCACACCACAAACGCCAAACUUUCCGCCUGGGGCGCAAGGCGCGAACGCUGGUCAAGCUAUGUCCACACCAUUAAGUCCUAAUUCUGAAUCGCGAGAGAAGGAAAGGGUGACCCUUCUGCUGGAUAUCAACCGAGAAUUGUUGUUGGAAGUCAUGAAGAUACAAGCGCAAGCUGCUCAGGCUGAGGCGAAGAAGGAGGAAUCAGCACCAACCGCUGCUUCGCCGGAAGGGGCUGACAAAGAGAAGACUGAGCAAGAGAAGGCCGACAAGGAGAAGGCUGAUAAGGAGAAGGCUGAGAAGGCCAAACCUACCUCGAGGGACUAUUUCGAAUGUAUGCGCCGACUUCAAGCGAACCUGGCAUAUCUCGCUGCUAUAGCCGAUCGAUCACACAAGCCAUCUUCCCAGAUUCCUCCUCAUCCUGCAACUAUGACUGCACCACCUCUCACCUCCAAAUCAGCCUCAGCAGGUUCACCUAAACAAGAUUCGAAGAAUGAAGAAUCGGACGAGAAGAAAGGGGAAGAAAAGAAACCAGAAGACGACGAUAACAGAGCCGAGAUCUUGAAAGAGCAGUAUAAGAGAUUGCAGGCAUUAUUUCCAGGGGUUGAUCCGAAGAAAGAGGCUCAAAUGCAAGGAAAUAAUCCAGCGCUAAGGGCACAAGCACAACAACACGCCGCGGCGCAAAUGCAAAAACAGCAACAGCAGCAGCAAGGACAGGGUCAGGGUCAGGGUCAAGGACAAAAUCAGGGCCAGGCACAAGAUCCGAAUUCUCAGCAAAAGCUUCAGAACGAUCUUCUUCGGCAGAAGAUGAUGAUGCAGCAGCAAGCUCAGCACAAUGCACAACAACAAAUGGCGCAGAAUAUGCAAAAUAUGAGCCAGCAACAGCACCUAGGUCAAAAUCGUCAGGGUUGAUAGAGUGUAUUAUGUGGCGCGGGAUAUGUCGGAAUCUAUAUAAUAUAAUGGGUUUGGGAAGGAACAAUUGGAGUUUGUGAAACGAGGAGCUGUUGCUUGGCUGGGUAGGGUAACGCGAUGGUGGCAUUUUGGUGUAUUAUACCAGGCGCUUGAGAUGCCCUUUGAGACUUUGGGGAGGGUGCUUGUAGAUGGAUAGUGGAAAAUAGUGAUAAGCUGGAUGGGUAUGAGGAAAAUGAAAGUUCUAUGACUAUGGCGUCUGCGGGAUCUAUUGUUACUUUUGGUGUACCUAGUCCGGACAAUGGGAGUAGAAAGCCUGUACGGAUUACCAUAUGUUUAACAAGCCAUGGUAAAAUUACAAAUAUCAAGUCAUAAUUUCAACUUCAUGAAGGCAAUAAACCAACGCUUAAAUGUACAUUCCCUCUAUUCUACAUCACUCCGAGCUAGUACUGAAGUAAUAUCCAUCCCACAAAUACAAAUAAUCAUCCAACACCCCACUCACCAGACUAGGUAGUUUCUCACUAGCACUAUGCAAGAACCCCUUGGUGACAUUCUCAUAGAAUGCACCACGCAUCGCCCACCAGCCCAUCGCCCACCCCCUCUUACCCCACUGCUCUCUUUCUAGUGCCGUAGUCCUCAAACCAUCCUUCCUUAAUUGCCUAGCCGCGUACUCGAUACUCAAACCUAUCAGCCACGGCUGCCAAUUCUUCUUGUCCCUGCUCCGCGACAUCGCGAUGGCAUAUACGACCGGCUGUAAGAUAUGCAGGAGUUCUGCUAGUUGUGCCGAACCAACAGUCUUGUUCAACAACGCGUUCGGCGCCUUGAUGUCGUCUGCCGUGAGGACCUUCGAGAGCAGAUAGCUCGAGAUAUCGCUCGGGUUCGGCAGUGACGGUAAACUCAACCCCGUCCUCUUCAUCCUAUACUCCUUCUCCACCCCUCUCGGCCUCUUCUCCCUCUCCCUCUCACUCAUCUCACUAAACCCCUCAUCCUCAAAACUGCUCGCCUCCCCAAAAAUUCCAUCAUCCUCACCCUCCGCCUCUCCCUCAACAUCAGGAAUGACUUCCCUUUCCGGCAGCGGUGGCGUUACCAGUGGUCUCGAAUUCGUGAUCUUCAAUAAACAUAGCCUACACACCGCCUUGAUAAGUUCUAAUAUAACCACCACUCGCCAACGCACCCGUUCCCCUUUUCGCUUCGCCAUCAUCUCCCAUAGCAGCUGCGUGUACUGCACGACCGCCAGGGCCGUCGCAACCCUGCGAUAGAAGCGCGAAUGCCCAACCCAGAACUUCGUGUACCGAUUAUGGCUGCUCUGCUGCUGUGGUUGGCGUGGCAUACCUGGCAAUUUUGCGACCGCGCGCGAAAGUAGUGUGUCAUGGUAUAAGGAGAGGAGUUGGAUAGAGGAGUGCAGCGAUUCCGAGGCGAGUUCGGCGUCGCGGAAGCGGCCUGGGAUGAUGUAGGUUAGGGAGCGGAGGGCGGAUUCGAUUUGUGUUACGGAAGAUUGGUUCUUGGUUAUGAAGUUGCUGUAGAGAGAGAGGAUGUGUUUUGGGGAGGGGGGCGCGCGUAGUGGUGGGAGGUGGGUCUGCGCGGUUGCUUUGAGGGUUUCCAUUUUGUUUGUUGUUUGGUUGGUGUUGCUGCUUGCUGGUAAGGACCAGCCAGCCAGCCAGUAUGAGAGAUAGGUUGUAAAGGAGUGUAGGGAGUUGGACGGGUGGAGAGAGUGAGGUUGAUGGGGUUGUGAAUGUAAUG
Cadophora gregata is the source of this 3678-nucleotide messenger RNA. RefSeq lists its product as uncharacterized. The transcript has 3 exons. NCBI's taxonomy places the organism in Eukaryota, Fungi, Ascomycota, Leotiomycetes, Helotiales, Ploettnerulaceae. The record is from RefSeq and is a predicted model, not a curated record. The coding region runs from base 373 to 1941 and encodes 522 amino acids.